Brassica oleracea var. oleracea is the source of this 1190-nucleotide messenger RNA. Its product is annotated as probable WRKY transcription factor 8. The coding region runs from base 115 to 1086 and encodes 323 amino acids. NCBI's taxonomy places the organism in Eukaryota, Viridiplantae, Streptophyta, Magnoliopsida, Brassicales, Brassicaceae. Gene Ontology annotation, molecular function: sequence-specific DNA binding; DNA-binding transcription factor activity. The record is from RefSeq and is a predicted model, not a curated record. The transcript is spliced from 3 exons. Gene Ontology annotation, biological process: regulation of DNA-templated transcription.
UAAAAUCAUAGACGAAGAAAGUUCUUUCUUCCUUGCUUAUUGCCUCUUCUCUUUGUUUUCUUCUUUCUUUUUUCCAUUUUUAUUGUUCUGAGAUUCCUCUCUUUGUUCGUCAUCAUGUCUAAUGAAACCAAAGAUCUUAACAACUAUCACUUCACUUCAUCGUAUGAUCAUUACAACAGCAUCAACAGCCAAAGUAUUAUGAAUCUCGCUUACCUUUCUGGUCCAUCCACUUAUAAUGCAAACAUGAUCUCAUCGCAAAUCGGUUCUGAUCUACACUCGUGUCCCCGAGGAGCGUGCGGACUUGGGUUCGAGCUCUCGCCAUCUUCCACCGAGUUUUUUAAUUCUUCGAUCGACCAAGAAAAUGAUUUUUAUAACGCCUAUAAUUAUAAUACUAGUCACAAGAGUCAUGAAGUUGUCGGUGGUGGUGGUGCAAUCGUUGAGAGUGAAACUAAGGUUUCUGCAUCUCCUUCUUCGAGUGAACAUCAUCACGGGGAAGAUUCCGGGAAGAGCCUGAUGAAAAGAGAAGCUGACGAUGGAGGAAAAGAUAUUGAUCAACGUUCUCAGAAAGUAGUUAAAACCAAGAAGAAAGAGGAGAAGAAGCAAAGAGAGUCACGAGUCUCGUUUAUGACCAAGACAGACGUUGAUCAUCUCGAAGACGGCUAUCGUUGGAGGAAGUACGGCCAAAAGGCAGUGAAAAACAGUCCUUAUCCGAGGAGUUACUAUAGAUGCACGACGCAGAAGUGCAACGUGAAGAAGAGAGUUGAGAGAUCUUAUCAAGAUCCAACAGUCGUGAUCACAACCUACGAGAGUCAACACAACCACCCGAUCCCGACCAGUCGCCGUACGGCAAUGUUCUCUGGACCCGCCGCAUGUAGUUAUAACUCCUCGUCUCUAUCUCCAGUUUCCGAUUUCAUCAUCAAUACUCCAAGAACCUUCUCACAUGAUGAUCUCUUCCGUGCGCCAUACGCUAGUAUGAAUGUAAACGCUAAUUAUGAGCAACAACAAAGCCAAGAGUUUCACCAUGAGAGUGACUAUGAGCUUCUGAAGGAGAUGUUUCCUUCGGUUUUCCUCAAGCAAGAACCUUGAUGAUAUAGUUAUACUAUUAUAUAGAAACAACAUUGGAUGCAUAAUGAGUGAUGGUGUUAUUUAAUUUUGCAUGUAGAUACAUAUACCCUUGAGAGUAUAGGAUA